Molecule: messenger RNA, 2690 nt
Organism: Melozone crissalis (California towhee)
Lineage: Eukaryota; Metazoa; Chordata; Aves; Passeriformes; Passerellidae
Gene: SELP
Product: selectin P
Exons: 16
Coding region: 70-2442 (790 amino acids)
Biological process (GO): response to cytokine; heterophilic cell-cell adhesion; leukocyte tethering or rolling
Cellular component (GO): external side of plasma membrane; membrane
Molecular function (GO): calcium ion binding; sialic acid binding; oligosaccharide binding
Source: RefSeq, a predicted model, not a curated record
UCUGCCACGAGGACACGGACUCUGGGCUCUCCUGGCACCUCCCUGGGCAUUGCUGCCAUCACAUGGGGCAUGGUGCUGUGGAUGCAGGUGGGUGCCUGGACCUACCACUACAGUGACCAAGGGGACUACACUUGGGAGCAGGCCAGGAAUUUCUGCCAGACCUUCUUUACCGACCUGGUGGCAAUCCAGAACCAGCAGGAGAUCGAGUACCUCAACAAGAGCCUGCCCUUCCACGGGCGCUACUACUGGAUCGGCAUACGCAAGCUGGGCGGCAUCUGGACCUGGGUGGGCACCGGGAAGGUGCUGUCCAAGGAGGCAGAGAACUGGGCCCGGGGGGAGCCCAACAACCGCCGCUCCAACCAGGACUGCGUGGAGAUCUACAUCCAGCGGCCGCAGCAGGCCGGCAAGUGGAACGACGAGCCCUGCAACCGGAAGAAGAAGGCGCUGUGCUACCGGGCCUCCUGCCAGCCCUUCCUGUGCAGCCAGCGUGGCGAGUGCGUGGAGACCAUUGGGAGCUACCGCUGCCAGUGCUACCCCGGCUUCCGCGGCCCUGAGUGCACAGAUGCUGUGCAGUGUGCCAAGCUGGAGCCCAAGGGAGUGUCCAUGAACUGCAGCCAUCCCUACGGAGACUUCAGCUACAACUCCACCUGUGCGUUUGGGUGCCACGAGGGAUUUGAGCGGCGAGGGGCGGGCGUGCUGCGGUGCCUGCCUUCCCAGGAGUGGUCAGCAAACAUCCCCACCUGCACAGCCAUCACCUGUCCAGUGCUCAGAGCUCCAGACCAGGGAGAGCUGAACUGUUCCCAUGUCCAUGGGGACUUCACCUUUGGCUCCACGUGUACCUUCUCCUGCCAGAGGGGGUUUGUGCUGAAGGGGCCGGAGAGCCGUGAGUGCACAGCCACGGGGAUCUGGACAGGGGAUGCAACAAGAUGUGAAGCAAUUGCCUGCCCAGUGCUCAGUGCUCCAGACCAGGGGGAGAUGCACUGCUCCCACCUCCAUGGCAACUUCACCUAUGGAUCCGUGUGUGCCUUCUCCUGCCAGACAGGAUUUGCCUUGGUGGGGCUGCAGAGCCGUGAGUGCACAGCCCUGGGGACCUGGACUGGGAACACAUCACACUGUGAAGCCGUCACCUGCCCAGUGCUCAGAGCUCCAGAAAAGGGAGAGCUGAACUGCUCCCACGUCCACGGGGACUUCACCUUUGGCUCCACGUGUGCCUUCUCCUGCCAGAAGGGGUUUGUGCUGAAGGGGCCGGAGAGCCGUGAGUGCACAGCCACGGGGAUCUGGACAGGGGAUGCAACAAGAUGUGAAGCCAUUACCUGUCCAGUGCUCAGAGGUCCAGACCAGGGAGAGCUGAACUGCUCCCACGUCCAUGGGGACUUCACCUUUGGCUCCACAUGUGCCUUCUUCUGCCAAAAGGGGUUUGUGCUGAAGGGGCCGGAGAGCCGUGAGUGCACAGCCACGGGGACCUGGACGGGGGAUGCAACAAGAUGUGAAGCAAUUGCCUGCCCAGUGCUCAGUGCUCCAGACCAGGGGGAGAUGCACUGCUCCCACCUCCAUGGCAACUUCACCUAUGGAUCCGUGUGUGCCUUCUCCUGCCAGACAGGAUUUGCCUUGGUGGGGCUGCAGAGCCGUGAGUGCACAGCCCUGGGGACCUGGACUGGGAACACAUCACACUGUGAAGCUGUCACCUGCCCAGUGCUCAGAGCUCCAGAAAAGGGAGAGCUGAACUGCUCCCACAUCCAUGGGGACUUCACCUUUGGCUCCACGUGUGCCUUCUCCUGCCAAAAGGGGUUUGUGCUGAUGGGGUCAGACAGUCACAAGUGCACAGCCACAGGGACCUGGACAGGGGAUGCCCCACGCUGUGAAGCCAUCAAAUGCUCAGCACUGACCACCCCCAAGAUGGGCCAGGCUGCCUGCUCCCACGUCCAUGGGGACUUCACCUUUGGCUCCACGUGUGCCUUCUCCUGCCAGAAGGGGUUUGUGCUGAAGGGGCCGGAGAGCCGUGAGUGCACAGACACGGGGACCUGGACAGGGGACCCCACACAUUGCAAAGCCAUCAGCUGCCCAGUGCUGUCCCCCCCCAGCAGAGGCCAGCUGAGCUGCUCUCAUGUGCAUGGGAACUUCACCUACAACUCCACGUGCAUCUUUUCCUGUGAGGAGGGGUUUGUUCGGAUGGGAGCAGAGAUGCUCCAGUGUGAGGCCACGGGGAACUGGACCAGGGAUCCCCCUGUCUGUGCAGAGGACGGUGCCUUCCUAAAGCAAGUCCUGGCUUACAGCAGUGGCUCAGCCCUGGCAGUAGCUGGUCUUGUGCUCUCUGGGGGACUCAUUGCCGUCCUUGCCAAGAGGCUCAGUGACAGAGAGGAGAAGAGGAAGCUCCUGAAACCCACCAGUGACCUGGGAGCGCCGGGCACUUUCACCAACUCAGCAUAUGAUGCCAAUCUGUGAGCCUGCCUGAGACUGAAACCUACUGUGUCCCCCAGGGCUGCAGGCCCAGCAGGAGCUGCUGUGGGAGCACACAGAGACUCCAUGCCUGUGGUUGUUUGUGGUUGUAGCCUGGACCAGAGCUGCCCCUGGACAUUGCCACCAUGCUGCGUGUGCAGCAUUCCCCUGGCAAGGGGAGCUGCCUCCAGUGCAGGCUGCUGGAGACCCACCAGGGGCCAAGAGCCAUGUGCUGAGGGCAGCCUGCCACCCAG